ACUAGGAGAGCUAACAUGGGGAAAUUAGUACUAUAUGGUUUUGACGAUAGUCCUCCUUUUAGGGCAGUAAAGCUUACGUUAGCCGCCCUCGAAGUUCCCUAUGAACUCGUAGAGGUCAACACCAGGAACAAGGAGCAUUUUACACCUGAAUACCUGAAGAAGAACCCCCAGCACACGGUUCCCACCCUAGAGGACGAUGGCCACUACAUUUGGGACUCGCACGCCAUCAUCACCUACCUGGUGUCCAAGUACGGCAAGAACGACAGCCUGUAUCCCAAGGAUCUGCUCCAACGAGCUGUCGUGGAUCAGCGCCUGCACUUCGAAUCGGGUGUGGUGUUCGCCAGUGGGAUUAGGAGCCUGGUCAGGCCAGUUGUGGCUGGAAACCUUGUAAUUCCCAGGGAACGCUAUGAUGCCAUUAUCGAGGUUUAUGAUUUCUUGGAGGGCUUUCUCAGCGGGCAGGACUACGUGGCCGGAAAUCAAUUGACAAUUGCAGAUUUCAGUCUCAUCUCAUCCAUCACCACUCUGGAGGUCUUUGUAAAGGUGAAUCCAGUGAAGUACUCCAAGAUCACUGCCUGGAUUAAGAGACUGGAAGCGCUUCCCUACUACGAGGAGGCCAAUGGCAUUGGAGCCCGAAAGUUUGCAGCAUUCUUUCAAAAGAUUAAUUAUACCUUUGCCACUUAA
This is a messenger RNA of Drosophila bipectinata, 681 nucleotides long. RefSeq names its product glutathione S-transferase 1-like. Gene Ontology annotation, molecular function: glutathione transferase activity. The record is from RefSeq and is a predicted model, not a curated record. Gene Ontology annotation, biological process: glutathione metabolic process. Lineage: Eukaryota; Metazoa; Arthropoda; Insecta; Diptera; Drosophilidae.